Molecule: messenger RNA, 1696 nt
Organism: Polyodon spathula (Mississippi paddlefish)
Lineage: Eukaryota; Metazoa; Chordata; Actinopteri; Acipenseriformes; Polyodontidae
Product: sorting nexin-24-like
Exons: 7
Coding region: 148-681 (177 amino acids)
Molecular function (GO): phosphatidylinositol phosphate binding
Source: RefSeq, a predicted model, not a curated record
UUCGCAAUGGCUUUCUGCUGCUGAGAAUGCUCUGCUGCUUUUGUUUUUUGUUUGUGAAACACUCAAGACAGGCGACAUUUUAUUUAUUUUUUAAAUAAAAUUCUUGUAAAGUACGUUUUGCUACCUGAUUUUGAAUUUGCAGGCAGUAUGCACUCGCUGAUAGUGCGUAUCCCGUCCUUCAGAUAUGAGGACAGUGCCAUGGAGAAAGGAUAUACGGUAUUUAAAAUUGAGGUGCUGACAAGUGGAAGACAGCACUCCAUUGAGAAACGCUACAGUGAAUUCCACUCACUACAUAAAAAGCUGAAGAAGUUUAUAAAAGCACCUGAUCUUCCCUCCAAGCAUGUGAGAAACUGGGUUCCCAAAGUGCUGGAGCACCGAAGACUUGGGCUGGAAAUAUACCUGCAGACAAUAAUUAUGGAGAAUGAAGUUCUGCCAAAGAUAUUCCUUGAAUUUUUAAAUAUCCGUCACUUUGCUUCAUUACCAAAAACAGAGAGUUGUGGAUCCUUUGAUGAAACUGAAUCAGAAGAAUCAAGUAAACUGUCCCACCAGCCCGUGCUUCUUUUCCUGAGGGAUCCAUAUGUCUUGCCUGCAGCCGAUGAUACUUUUCCAAAUGUAGUUAUAGAAGGAGUUGUUCAUGGGAUGUUUUACUCUCACAUUCAGCCAUGGUGGACAAAGCAAUAAUGGAGAAAAUGGACAGUUUUGCAGAAAUAACUGGUGAAAAAAGGGAUCCAGAAGAUAACAAAAAUGGGUUUUACAAUACCAGCAAAAUGUAGUUUUAUAGAUAUUACCAAUUAAUGCACUAUGUAAUAAUACUUACUAGUGAUGGAAUCGGUGAUAAACAAGCUGUUCAUUUAGAGGCUUCAUUUUUGUAAAGCAACUGCACACUGUAUUGGAGAAUGUUCUCUAUUAAGGAUUUUUUUACAUGGGCACUAACUACAUGAACUCACAAACCUGUGAUAAAACCUAUUUUGUACAUGUAACUAAAUGAACCGACACUUUAAAAUACUGAAAUACUAUCAUCACCUACACUACUUUUUGAGAUUGCAUUGCUCAUCAUUGCAUCCUCUGUUUAACAUACUUAUGGUAUUUACCUACUUCUGACUGGUGCAGUGUCCUUUGAAAAAGGAAGUACAGUACUGUAGAUGGGACAGUCAGCAAGUAAAAAUAAACUGUUUGUUGAAUUAUUUAAAUGAUCAAAGAUGUGCAUUUAGUCUACAUAUGUUAAUCUUUUUUUUGUUUUUCUAUUAUAUAUUCAAAUUAUGUUUGUGUUAAAAAAAAAAAAAGUGAUGUAUUGCUGCUUUUAAGGUUGAAAAAACACCCAUGAAAAUACACACCUUUAUGUAAGUUAUGUCUUGAACCGUUCUUUUACAUUUGUUACUGUGCUGUUUCCAGUCGAAUGAAAUGUAUCCUGUGAUCUAUUUGACUUGUCUAUACUGAGAACGCAUGUUACAGAACUGGAUUACAACCCAAAAAGGGAGGUCAAAUAUUGUCUUCCACUUUAACUAAUCCAUUUCAGCUGUAUCUUCCCUCCCGUUCGGUAAAUAUUCUAUCGCCAGCUUUGUUUGGUUUGAGACAAUAAAAAACACCUUGAAGCAUGUUGUUGGUAUCAAGAGAAAGCCAGCUCAUGAUCCUGUGAUUACACUAUGUAACACAAUUUUUGUUCCUGGGUAGUAAGUGUUAUUUCCUAAUUGCUUAU